Messenger RNA from Aspergillus oryzae RIB40, 534 nucleotides. RefSeq lists its product as uncharacterized. The coding region runs from base 1 to 534 and encodes 177 amino acids. NCBI's taxonomy places the organism in Eukaryota, Fungi, Ascomycota, Eurotiomycetes, Eurotiales, Aspergillaceae. The transcript is spliced from 2 exons. The record is from RefSeq and is a predicted model, not a curated record.
AUGAUAUCCAAAAGCCUCACCGCUGGAAUCGAGGUCUCUCGAAUGACGGACCCUCAACAUGCGUCUCAACUCUCAUCGAUCCUUAUUAAUGCCUUCUCUCAUGACGAGAUAUUCAAGAUAGAGUGCCCAGACGAGAGUUCCAUCAACGACAUGAAAACAGAAACAGAAUCCACUAUCGAAGCCAUUGUACAAAAUACCGGGCCAGGUGGUGCGUCGGUCUGGACAGCACAAACAGAGAGUGGCCAGAUUGUGGGGUAUGCCCAGUGGAAGCACGCCGUCUGUCUCCCCGACCAGGAUACCGAGCAGUAUGAAUGCUCUGGAUCUUUGCUUUCAGCCCCUGAGCUGUAUGGAAACCUUUCAGCAAUGAAAAGAGCCGUGCUGAUGAAAUCUACCCCAUUCCAUCUGCCUUUGACCACUGAGAGUGGGACCCGAGAGAGCUCUAUUGAGAUUUUCUGUAUGGCACUUGAGCCCAAGACAGUUCCUCCCCACGCGCGCCAUUCACCCAAUGGUACUCGGGGACCAAUGAAUGUUUGA